Molecule: messenger RNA, 1407 nt
Organism: Aphanomyces astaci
Lineage: Eukaryota; Oomycota; Saprolegniomycetes; Saprolegniales; Verrucalvaceae
Exons: 2
Coding region: 1-1407 (468 amino acids)
Biological process (GO): proteolysis
Molecular function (GO): serine-type endopeptidase activity
Source: RefSeq, a predicted model, not a curated record
AUGGUCAACUUCGUCCUCAUCUCCGCCCUUGCUACGCUGGCCAGCGCCAAGAUCGCCCCCAGCGUGCACCGCCACUUGAAGUCCAACAAACUUGUAGACGUGGUCGUAGAGUUCAGCGGCAACAUCCCCGCCCUCGAAGUCGCAGACAUUGAACUGGAGGCCUUCACUGAACGUGCACCCCGGAUCGCCCACGUUCGCUCGCGCUUGGUGGACCACAUGCAGGCAAACCAGCAUAAGGUGGCCGAGUUCUUGUCGUCGCAACCCGAAGCGUUCACGGUGCGCACGGAGCGCUACUACAUUGACAACACGCUGCAUAUUGUUGGCGCUAGCCUUCCGCUGUUGGAGCAACUCGCGAAAUUCACCGACUUUGACAAGUUCAGUUCGGAUGUCUUGGCCUCCGACUCAAACAACUCGACUGGCAUGCAAGCCACCAACGAAUGGGGCGUGAACCUCAUCGGCGCCAGCACUGUCUGGGCGAGUGGCAACCGCGGCGAAGAUAUUGUGGUCGGCAGCAUCGACACAGGCGCCCUCUACACCCACGACGCGUUGAAGGGCAACUGGCGCUCCACCUACGGCUGGUUCGACCCCACCGACAAGAGCGUGCUGCCCGUCGACACGAAUGGCCACGGCACCCACACCAUCGGGUCGAGCGUCGGCGCUGGCGGGGUCGGUGUAGCUCCCGGCGCCACGUGGAUCUCAUGCCGAGGGUGCACCACUAGCUCGUGCCCUGAAGCUGCCCUCACCGCCUGUGCCCAAUGGAUGCUCUGCCCCACCGACGUCCAAGGCAACAAUCCCAAGUGCGAGUUGGCUCCCCACGUGAUCAACAACAGCUGGGGUGGUAACGUCGCCGGCAACAAAUGGUACCAAGCGCAAGUGGACGCAUGGCAGAAGGUGGGCAUCGUGCCCGUCUUCGCCAAUGGUAACGCCGGUCCCAAUUGCGCCACCGUGGGCUCUCCUGGCGACUAUCCCAACGUCAUCGGGGUCGGAGCCGUGGGGGCAGACGACAAGCUGACCAGCUUCAGCAGCCGCGGACCUACCCCCGACAAGCGCGUCAAGCCCGACGUGUCGGCCCCCGGCUACCAGGUGCGGUCGUCGUGGAACACGGGCGCCUCAGCAUACAAGACCAUCUCGGGCACGUCCAUGGCCACCCCCUACGUCACGGGUGCCAUCGCCCUCCACCAAGGGCCCGAAUUACGCCGACGUGUACAACGCCUUCACGACCACCGUGGACACCACGACGUUGACCCCGGACAACAAGAACUGCGGGAGCGUCAAGGAUGCCACCUACCCCAACAACAACUACGGAUUCGGCCGCAUCAACAUUGCGACCGCGGUGGGCGCCAAGCCGUCCCCCACCACCACAUCGGCCGCCCCUGUGACAACAGUUGUCCCCGUUACCACCCGUGA